UUGUGGUAUCUAAGUGUAAAUGUAGUAAUGUAGUAUAAUAUGUCCAUUUAUAGGUCGGUUAAUCAGCUGCCGUACAGUUCCUGCGAAUGAAGCUGAUAAGAUCAGACUGGCUUCAACAAUUAUCGGUACUUUAUCAUAGUUAAUUUCGUGUGGUAUUUAGUAGUCAGCGAACAUGGAGGACAAACAACCAUCCGGCAAAUCUUUCCGAUUUGUGGCGCCUUUAAUGAAGUUUUGUACAAUUUUUGGAAUGUGUCCGCCGGUGUUUCCUAGAAACAGUGAUCAGCCAUUAUCGUUUUUAUGGUACAAAAUGUAUAGUUGCUUUAUAGGAAUAAGCUCAGUUGCCGUUACAAUAUUUGUGAUGUAUAAAAAAGAAAACACAUCAGGACCCAUAGCUUCGGUACAUGCGGCAAAUACGUUCGCUCAUUGUGCUCUAACUCUCACCUGCUUGGUCAUGCUAGUGAGCUUGGUGUAUGGAAAGUCUAAAGGUUCUGCGUUAAAGAAAAUGUUCGAAGCCAUGGAUGACAUAGACGAGAAAUUGAAGUUCGAUAGUUUUUCGAUCAGGAAGCAAAUGUAUAUAGGUGUGACAAUUUACAUAGUGCUCAUUGUGGUUUAUGUUGUAUACGACGCAGUGACUUGGACGCUUCUGCUAGGCAUAAGUUGGUACAUACUCUACAUGCCCAAAACCAUUCAAAUUUGUCAAUUUUCCUUGGGAAUGCUACUGCCAAUGGCAUUGCUCAGCCUAAUUUACUUGAGGAUUAAAGGUUUUAACAAAGCAUUGCGCCAUUAUUCAAAAGUCAAUUUUUCACAGAUCUCGUGUUACAGCUUGAAUGAACAGCGGCAGUUUUUUUUUAAAGAAAUGUGUCAUAUGCAUACAGAUCUUUUUCAAAUGGUGAAGAGCUUUAACCGAAUAUUCGGAAUUGUUCUACUUUUUGGUACGUUGAUGGCCAUAGGUUUGAUUCUACAUUACAUCGUGAUUCUGCUAGUAUAUUUCGAAUUUAAUACUGAAUUAAAAGGCCAGUCUAACCACUAUGUCCUAGCCCAAUGUAUCACUGGCAUAUUAAUACCUGCGCUUCAGGUAUUGGCCUUAGCCAACGUAGGAGAUAGAGUGUCAUUUGAAGCCGGAAAAACUUCUAAUAUAACUAUGGUUUUGCUGAAUAAAUUUCCAUCUCACGGAACAACGGAAGUGGAAAAAGCCAUUUAUGUAGAACUAAAAACUUUAGUAAUGCAAUGCUCUUUCAGAAAUAUCCAGAUAACUGCCAAAAGGUUCUUUUCUGUAAAUCAUACCCUACUAGGCGUUCUACUCUCUUCAAUGGUUUCAUAUAUAAUUAUUAUAGUACAAUUUCUCAGCAUGAACAAUGAACAAUAAUAGCAUUUUUUUAGUUCCACUAAAAUGUUUUUAAAUCACUAAAGCGAUAUACCACAGUCAACCGUCCAUACCAACACAUUUUCAGGGCUUUUCGUCAGAUCUAAGUAGAUUAUUUCCCGAGAACUGAACGUGAGUAACGUGUUAAUUAGCGAGAUAAUUAUGCGACGACGCUAAUCCAAGAGAUAAAUAAAAUAUAAUAACAUUUUA
This is a messenger RNA of Dendroctonus ponderosae (mountain pine beetle), 1573 nucleotides long. RefSeq names its product gustatory and odorant receptor 63a-like. The record is from RefSeq and is a predicted model, not a curated record. Gene Ontology annotation, cellular component: membrane; axon; dendrite. Gene Ontology annotation, biological process: sensory perception of taste. Bases 173 to 1366 code for a protein of 397 amino acids. The transcript is spliced from 4 exons. NCBI's taxonomy places the organism in Eukaryota, Metazoa, Arthropoda, Insecta, Coleoptera, Curculionidae.